GCGGGAACCCGAGCAGAGACAUCGAAGAAAGGAUUGUGAGGAAAAUUCAUGGGGGUUUGAAGCAGAAAGUCUCUCCUGGAUAAUCUCCCCUUUCCCGCAGUCAUGUUAUCCAGUUAAUAGAUUUGGUCCUUCGAGGGUCAUUAAGGUGACCUGUUUCAAAGACGGGGAUGACACCAAGAUGGCUGUGUUGACAAAGCUGCGGUGGAUCUUGAAAGAAUCUUUCCUGGAGUGAAUGAAGGCUUGGUAGAGAAGACUGGGAAAUUGCGCUGGAUUCCAUCAGGAGAAUUACUUUGAAGAAGAAAACACCAUUCUUGGAACUUUUCUGGCACAUCCCGUAUACAGAGGAGAAAAAGAAGCAAGACAAGGAAGAAGAGACGAGCUAAGGUGGGAAUGGAUGCAGCCAUGGCCUGUUGUUUUUAAAGAGGCUACUCAGUGGGAUAGACCCAUUAAAAAGGCAACCAGGAUGAAACUGUGGGGCAGGUCAGCUUGGCCUUUGCAGGUGGCCUACCUCGUUGCCUUGGCGAUGGUCUGCGUUGACCCUGUGGCAACUGGCAACCGCAACCAUCGGGGAUCGACAGUCUCCUACCAGGUGAAGCAGGGGACAUGUGAGGUUGUGGCUGUCCAUCGCUGCUGUAAUAAGAAUAAGAUUGAGGAGCGUUCCCAAACUGUCAAGUGUUCCUGUUUCCCCGGGCAAGUUGCUGGCACCACCAGAGCCAGACCCUCAUGUGUGGAAGCCUCCAUUGUAGCCCAAAAAUGGUGGUGCCAGAUGCAGCCAUGCAUGGAUGGAGAAGAAUGUAAGGUCUUACCUGACUUGACUGGCUGGUCCUGCAGCACUGGCAAUAAAGUCAAAACCACUAAGGUGAGAGUCUGUACUGUACUUGCAUUUGAUCAAGUGUGGAAGUGCCUUCCUGUCAUUCUUCUACUUGAUGGUUGGCCCGCCGGGGACUGUGCCUCUCCGAAUGAGACUCUCUGCUUUCAGUCAUGCCGCUUUAUGAGCUAUGAUAAAUCUGUAGGAGCUGAGUUGGUGCCUUUCCUGCUCCUCUGCUCAGCUCUGUGCCAGAGGGAGCUGGGAGGAAAGCAGGCCUACUAG
Syngnathoides biaculeatus (alligator pipefish) is the source of this 1090-nucleotide messenger RNA. RefSeq names its product TAFA chemokine like family member 4b (gene tafa4b). Lineage: Eukaryota; Metazoa; Chordata; Actinopteri; Syngnathiformes; Syngnathidae. The coding region runs from base 395 to 1090 and encodes 231 amino acids. The transcript is spliced from 7 exons. The record is from RefSeq and is a predicted model, not a curated record. Gene Ontology annotation, molecular function: receptor ligand activity.